AUGGAUGAUAAAGAGAAAGAGAAUAUUCUUGAAGAAUAUUAUUUUAACGCAAAAAAUCCUGCUGCGUACGCGGGUGCUCAAAAGUUGUUUCAAGUUCUCAACAAGAAAUACCCAGGACUAUUUACAAUUACUCACAUCAAACGAUGGUUAAACGACCAGGAGGCUUAUUCUCUUCAGAAGCCAAGACGACAUAGAUUUAAGACGGCCAACGUGCGAGUCACAUCCAUUGGCGAGCAGCUAGACAUAGAUCUUCUGUCAAUGUCAAAUCUAGCUGACGAGAAUGACGGUGUGCGAUUUCUGCUUUGUGCCAUUGAUAUUCUAUCCAGAAAACUGUGGGUGAGACCAUUGAAAAACAAGACGGCCAAAGUUGUUUUAAGUGCCAUGAAAGACAUUCUCAGUGGCAUUGCUCCAGGUGAAAUUGAGAAAAUUCGCGCGGAUAAAGGGAGUGAGUUUUCAAACCAAUGGUUUAAAAAGUAUAUGAAAGACAUGGAUAUCUAUUUUUUUACGACAAAUAAUCCUCCAAAAAGUAAUUUCAUCGAGAGAGCUCAACGGACACUGAAGGAAAGACUGUAUCGAAUGAUGAGACACAUGAGAACCUACCGAUACAUCGAUGACUUGCAACAUGUUGUUUCAAGUAUUAACGCAACUCCCCACCGCGGCUUAAGUGGUCUGGCUCCUAAUGAUAUCACCAAAGGCAACGAAGCUGAUGUGUGGGCGCAAAUGUACUUGAAGAAAUCAAACAAACGCAUUUCUAAACCUGUUUUUCAGUUUAAAGUGGGAGAUCUUGUACGCAUCAGCUUUAGCAAACAACCCUUUCAACGGGCUUAUCAAGAACAGUACACCACGGAGGUGUUUAAAGUGGCGGGAAGGAUCCUGAAGCAAGGCAUUCCCAUGUACAAGUUGAAAGAUUUAAAAGGUGACAGUAUCAAAGGUUUGUUCUACACUGCUGAACUGCAAAAGGUAAACAAGGACGAAAAUAGCCUUUGGUUCAUUGAACGUAUAUUGAAAAAGCGGAAAAGAAACAAGAAACUUCAAUAUUUUGUGGAAUGGCAAGGCUUCCCUAAAGCUUUUAAUAGUUGGGUAGAUGCGAAAGAUGUUAAAGACAUAUCCGAAGACAGGCCAUAA
Mercenaria mercenaria is the source of this 1125-nucleotide messenger RNA. RefSeq lists its product as uncharacterized. The record is from RefSeq and is a predicted model, not a curated record. The transcript has a single exon. Gene Ontology annotation, molecular function: nucleic acid binding. NCBI's taxonomy places the organism in Eukaryota, Metazoa, Mollusca, Bivalvia, Venerida, Veneridae. Gene Ontology annotation, biological process: DNA integration. Bases 1 to 1125 code for a protein of 374 amino acids.